Cicer arietinum (chickpea) is the source of this 2835-nucleotide messenger RNA. RefSeq lists its product as uncharacterized. The record is from RefSeq and is a predicted model, not a curated record. Lineage: Eukaryota; Viridiplantae; Streptophyta; Magnoliopsida; Fabales; Fabaceae. Gene Ontology annotation, biological process: positive regulation of growth.
UCCAUUACCCUUUUUUGAAUAACCAGACACCAAUCAAAGUCUCAAACAUAAAAAACAAACAAAACAGCUUCAACCUCUUAUGCAACAAAUAACUCUCUUUCUCUUUCUCUCUCUCAGCUUAAUCAAUUAUACCCAUCAUCUUCCUUUAACCACGCCUGCUCAAUUUGGUGCCGCAUGCUAUUCCUCAUCUUACCUAUGUAUGAAUUUUCUGUGACACUCUCUGACUUCUCCACUAACCCUUUUAAUAUAACCAUUCCCAUCAAAAUUUCAACUGUAAAAUUCACUACUUUAUACACACUUGAGUUUCAAAGCUUCAAACUUUGACAUGUUUUUGUGUUUUUCUUCUUAUUAAUCUUAAAGGGUCAUUUCCAAUUUCUCUCAAAAAUCUUGUUCUGGUUUCUUUGCUUCACAUGAAUGCAAAAUUCAGUAUACUUGAGUUUCAAAGCUUCAAACUUUGACAUGUUUUUGUGUUUUUCUUCUUGAAAAUCUUAAUGGGUCAGUUCCAAUUUCUCUUAGAAACUGUGUUUUGGUUUCUUUGCUUUAUAUGAAAUUUUCAGUUCUUUUGUGUUCUGAGCUUCUUAAAGGUAACACCUUUGAGGUUAUAUAAGUCUUAGAGUGAGUGAAUUUCACUAUUUCAGCAACCCAUUUUGAUUCUGCGGAAGAUUUUUUUGAAGGAAAGUGUUACUUUGUAGCAGAAAUGGUUGCAGAAGCUUGGAUUGUAAAAAUGGGUAACCAAGUAAGUUCAAACCUCAAACAGGCUCUUCUUCUUGAAACUUUAACAAAGAGAAAAAAAAAGAACCAAAAAAGGUCAGAAAAAAACAAAGAAACUAUAGGAAUUCUUUCUUUUGAAGUAGCAAAUGUGAUGUCAAAAACUGUUCACCUUCACAAAUCACUCUCAGAGUUUGAGAUCUCAAAGCUUAAAAAUGAGAUCUUGAACUCUGAGGGUGUUAAGAAUUUGGUUUCAUCUGAUGAGUGUUAUCUUCUUGAGCUUGCUUUAGCAGAGAAGCUUGAAGAGUUGAGCCGGGUUGCUAGUGUUGUUUCUAGGUUAGGUAAGAAGUGUUCUGAGCCAGCUUUGCAAGGGUUUGAACAUGUUUAUAGUGACAUUGUUGGUGGUGUUAUAGAUGUGAAGGAAUUAGGGUUCUUAGUUAAGCAUAUGGAAGGAAUGGUGAGGAAAAUGGAUAGGUAUGUUAAUGUUACUAUGAAUUUGUAUAGUGAAUUGGAGGUUUUGAAUGAGUUGGAACAAGCAGUGAAGAAGUUUCAGAAUAAUCAGCAUGAGGAGAGUAAGAAAGCUUUUGAGCAGAAACUCAUUUGGCAGAAGCAAGAUGUGAGACAUCUUAAGGAUGUUUCUCUUUGGAAUCAGACAUUUGAUAAGGUUGUUGAGUUGUUGGCUAGGACAGUUUGUACUAUUUAUGCUAGGAUUUCUGUAAUCUUCGGCGAAACUGCUUUGAGGAAGAAUAGUCUUGGAUUUGGUGGUGGCUCGCCAGUUAUGCAAAAUGAAUGUGGGUUUGUUUCUGGUCAUAUUAGUGGUCAGAUGAAUUCGGAGAGGUCGAACUUGAAACGUAAUACGAGCAAGAGAAAUGGAUAUCAUUCAGGUUCGAUUACGAGAACGGCUGCGGUGGAGAGAAGGGGAGGUACUAGUGGUAAGCCACGGAUUGACAUGAUGAGGAGAGGUGAAUUAGCGCCCUUUCGUCCAGAAGAUUUUGGUUUUCCGUGUGGAACUAGUCCAGGGAGACUUUUUAUGGAGUGUCUAAGUUUGAGCAGCUCAGUUGCAAGAUUUGAUGAUACCGAUGAUAUCGAUCAUGAGGAUCAAUACAGUCACAUAUCUAGCAGUCGCCAUGGUGGAAUUGCAAUGAAUAGCAUGAAAAAGGAAAAUUUGUUUCAUUCUGGUGUUCUAAGUCAUGUUCAAAGUGGCGUUUCUUUCACCGGAGAUCUAAGACAAACCAAAUCCGGUGUACUAAGUUGCUCAACAUCUAGUCCAAAAAGUAGGUUAGCAGUUUAUGCUCCUUCUUCGACUCUCGGAGGAUCUGCAUUAUCAUUGCACUAUGCCAAUGUCAUAAUUGUCAUCGAGAAGUUGCUUCGCUAUCCGCAUUUAGUUGGCGAGGAAGCCAGGGAUGAUCUAUAUCAGAUGCUACCAACAAGCGUAAGGUUAUCUCUUAAGGCGAAACUGAAGUCGUACGCCAAGAAUUUGGCGAUAUAUGACGCCCCUCUUGCUCAUGACUGGAAGGAGAAUCUUGAUGGAAUACUUCGGUGGCUUGCGCCUCUAGCUCAUAAUAUGAUGAGAUGGCAAAGCGAGCGUAAUUUCGAGCAGCACCAGAUUGUUAGCAGGACGAAUGUUCUGCUAAUUCAGACUUUAUAUUUUGCUGACCGCGAAAAGACCGAGGAAUCAAUCUGCAAUCUUCUUGUCGGGUUGAAUUACAUUUGUCGUUACGAACAGCAGCAAAAUGCGCUGCUCGACUGUGCAAGCAGUUUCGAUUUUGAAGAUUGUAUGGAGUGGCAAUUGCAAUGUGGAGCUUCUUUUCUCAAUUGAGUAGAUGCUAAAUUUUGAAAUUCCUCAAUUUGGUGAGCAUUUUAUUCAUUUGAAAUAUUUUAUGAGGGUGUCAUCAGUAUGUUUGUAUUUUAAUUACAAUUAUUAUAAUUUUACUUGUGCAAUACAUAACCAAUCAUUUAUAGAGAGGCAAAAAAAAAAAGUUCAUGUUGAAUUUGUAAAUAAGUGUAUGUACAUAUUGCAUAUUACUUAGAGUUUGAUUUAUUAGAAUUAUUAUUGUCAUGAAUGAUUACCACAAACUAGCUUUAGUAUUUUAAGUUAAUCUUGAACUUGGUGUUGAUUUAUUGGUA